Messenger RNA from Geosmithia morbida, 1728 nucleotides. RefSeq names its product gamma-glutamyltranspeptidase / glutathione hydrolase. Gene Ontology annotation, molecular function: glutathione gamma-glutamate hydrolase. Bases 1 to 1728 code for a protein of 575 amino acids. Gene Ontology annotation, cellular component: plasma membrane. Gene Ontology annotation, biological process: glutathione catabolic process. The record is from RefSeq and is a predicted model, not a curated record. Lineage: Eukaryota; Fungi; Ascomycota; Sordariomycetes; Hypocreales; Bionectriaceae. The transcript has 9 exons.
AUGAGGGCCGCGCAUAUCUUUAGAACCAGCCUAGAGCUUAUUCUGUCUUUAUCGCUGCAUCAUGAGCUGGCAUACGCGGGUGCCAUCCCCGAAGUCGUCUUCCAGCCCGGAUACAUGACAGAGGGGAGGAAAGGUGGUGUCGCGAGUGAGAGUAUCGAGUGCAGUCGGAUUGGAAGAGAUCUCCUGGCUCGGGGUGGAAAUGCUGUUGACGCUUUGGUUGGCACGACAUUUUGCGUUGGCGUCAUCGGCAUGUAUCAUUCGGGUAUCGGAGGUGGUGGCUUUGUCAUGGUCCGCGAUUCUAAGGGGAACUAUGAAGCUAUCGACUUCAGAGAGUCAGCGCCUGCUGCCGCAUGGGAAGGCAUGUACUCGGGUAACGUUGAGGGCAGCAUGUUCGGUGGCCUGUCCGUCGGCGUGCCGAGCGAGGUAGCAGGGCUGGAAUACACCCACCGCAAAUACGGGUCUCUCCCUUGGGAGAUGGUGAUGCAUGGCGCUAUACAUGUGGCUAGGGACGGGUUCAGGGUCUCCCCGGAUCAUAUAAAGUACGUCAACAUGACGAUAAAGGACAAGCGAAACUUCUUGGUUGAGGAUCCUGUCUGGGCCCAAGACUUUGCUCCAAACGGGACGCUGUUGGAAGUCGGCGAUAUCAUGACACGACGCCGCUACGCAGACACACUUGAAAAGAUUGCCAAAUAUGGCUCCGAAGCAUUCUACACUGGGGAAAUUGCUGAGUCAAUGAUCAAGACCAUCCAAGACGCCAACGGCACCAUGACACUAGAUGAUUUGAAAAGCUACAAGGUCAUCUCGAGGCCUGUAGCCAACACGUCGUACCGGGGAGUACAACUCCACGGAAUGACAGCACCUGCUAGCGGCUCUGUGUGUUUCAACAUCCUCAAGAUCAUGGAGCAGUUCCCCCUCGAGGACCGCAAGGAUGUCAACCUCACCAUGCAUCGCUACGAUGAAGCCAUGCGCUUCGCAUACGCGGCACGCCUUGAGAUAGGCGACCCAGAUUUCGUGCCGCACAUGGCAGAUCUCGAGGCAGAUAUGCUCAGCGAGGUCAACGCGAAGAAGAUUCGCGAUCGCAUCAGGGACAAUCAGACCCUCCCCGUUGAAGAGUACAAUCCCAAGAAGAUCUUCGCCCCCGAGGGCCAUGGCACGUCACACAUUUCCACGGCCGACGCCUCGGGCAUGGCCACGGCGCUCACCACGACUGUCAACCUCCUAUUCGGCGCGCAGAUCAUGGACCCUGUUUCGGGGAUCAUUCUAAAUGACGAGAUGAACGACUUCUCCAUCCCAGGAGUCCGCAAUGGGUUUGGCUUCGCCCCAUCCCCAGCCAACUUCAUCCGACCUCACAAGCGACCGCUCUCGUCUAUCACGCCAGUCAUCGCCGCGAGGCCGGACGGCUCGCUGCUCGCCACGGUCGGUGCCGCCGGAGGAUCGCGUAUCAUCUCCUCCACGGCCCAGGUCCUGUGGCACACGCUCGAGCACAACAUGUCGCUGGCCGACGCCCUGCGCUACCCACGUCUGCACGAUCAACUCAUCCCCAACCUCGUCCUCGUCGAGAACGAAAUGGACCGGCCCAUCGUUGACGCGCUCGAGGCAAAGGGCCAUAAGAUCAAGUGGACUGCCCCGAUCAUCAGUGCCGUACAAGCAGUCUGGAGGUUUGCAGAUGGUGUGUUUGAUGCGGUCGGCGAGCCGAGGCAGCUGAACAGCGCAGGCUUGACACUUUGA